Molecule: messenger RNA, 2216 nt
Organism: Babesia bovis T2Bo
Lineage: Eukaryota; Apicomplexa; Aconoidasida; Piroplasmida; Babesiidae
Product: putative integral membrane protein
Exons: 1
Coding region: 26-2167 (713 amino acids)
Source: RefSeq, a predicted model, not a curated record
ACUCUGUUCUACUUUAAAUCGCAAGAUGGAUCAGAACAUGAUUCGUAUAUUUGUGUGUGCAAUUGCUCUAAUACCUUAUAUCGUAUAUGCAAAUGAACAGCAGCGAUAUUUUGCUGCGUUCAGUGUCCAUCAAAAUGGCUCGAAUGCCUUCCUAGCACAAAUGCCGCUAAUGAAUGACCAUAUAUAUUUGGCAUAUCAUAAUACAUCUGUUGAAGAUAGUAGCAAUAGGGCAUUCAAUAAUGAAGGUAUUUAUUUACCAGACAACGUAAAUCCGGGACUUUCGAUUCUGUCGUAUCGCAACCCAUACCUAACCAGGAGAGUGAGUGAAAACACUAGCUAUGUAGAAUCAUGGUGCUUCGCUUUGACGGCGGUAUUUGUUUCUGGAAAGUUACCGCAAGGAACUAGUAAGGGGAAUAACUGCUCACUAGAACUCUUCUACCACCGGUGCCUAGAUCUGAAUGGAAAGUUGGAUUUUGACAUAUCAAACAGAUAUACGCAGUGUCUUAAAUCAUUACCAUCGACCUUGACCGUUAAAGAUGCCUACUUAUUUGAAAAAUGGGCUCGGGAAUGUCCAAAACCAUUAUAUGCAGACAAGAAUGAGCUCUACAAUAUAGCAGAGGCGUGUAAUGCUGCACUCGAUGGAUCGCCAUCACCAACAAGUGUAAUGAAACAAAGACACUGCUUCUUCCAUGAUAUAUUAACCAUGAAUUGGACACCUUUCUCCCAAAUACAAAAGAAUGUUGAUAAAUUCAAGACCCUUUCAAUGUUCACUGUUACAGAACCACCCAAAAAAUUGGAUGCUUGGCAAUACCAACAUAUGUCCAAGGUAGCCGAAAUCGCACUUGGACUUCCCACUAUGACAUCACAAUUCCUAAAAAAUGUACUCCAAUGCUCCACAGACGAGAAGACCAAGAAUAUAGCAAGCUUUCUUUCUAAACACGCUAAAAAUUUACAAGUCAAGUAUUACACUGCGGCGAUUACGUCACGAAACGGGCAACGUAAGAAUGAAAUAAGCUUUGCUGUAUCAUUUGAAUGCAACAAAGAGGACCAAUUGCCAGAAUUUGAUUUUAUCGCCCGCGAAGAUCAUAAAAUACCAAUAAACUCCCUCAUUCUCGGUGAUGUAGACCCAAUGUUUCAGCCAGGAAAACCAAAUGCUAAAAUUGAAUACUUGAAUAUGGAAGGGGAAGGCCAACACCGUACAUGGACAGUCUCCAUCACAAUCAACGUUACGCAGAUAAAGAAAUUACUGGGAUUUCCUACCACUAUAUACCUCAAAGUAGCGCACAUGCUGGACGGUAACAUGUAUAUAGAUAAUGACGAGUUGAACGACUUGUUCAAUAGGUUGGAAUCCGAGGUUAAAGUAACAGGGUUAACAACUAGCGAAGUAGAUAACAGAACUGGAAAACCAUAUGGUACCGCCAUGAUAGAAUUCAUUAAGACCCCCUUCGUUAAUAUCGAGGAUGGGGAAUUAAACUCUUCACCAAUCAUAUGGUACGGAUAUAUAGCACUAGACACAUGGUCGCUGACAUAUGAGCACUUGAAAUUACAGUAUCGGUUGCCUAUGCACGUGAGGUACCUGCACAUGAACAAAGGUAUGACAAAGGAAAUAGCAGAUUUUGUAAAGUCGGAUGAGGUGCUCCACGAAAAUAAUGCGGAUUAUUCCCUUGUCACAGUGUCGGAACCCAUGGUAUUCUUCUUGCAUACCACUAAUAAACCACAAAAGGAAACGGGAACACUGCCACCAAUGGCAGAGCAAUACCUCAAGUUCAAGCGAAGCACAUCCUUUUUGAAUCUGGUAGGAGCUGGUUAUAAGCCACCGGUGUCCAAAAAUGCCAAUAAGAUGUGGUGGAGACGCAUAUAUAUUACAAAAAGUGAACUACCUAACGCCGAAGGACCACCUGCUUCAGUAUGUGCACCAACCAAAACGAAAUAUCCAUUUUCAACUCGUACAUUCUCAGCUGAGUUGUGCCCCGGUAAGAAGGAUGGACAUAUAUACAUGGACCAUCAUACAUAUUUGACCCUAAUGGCGCCAAUAGGGCACUACAAGGAAUUUGGUACCGUGACCAAAGUGACGAUUGCCACCACAAUUGCAGUCGCAGCCAUUACAUUGCUUAUAGUAAUCAAGUCACUGAUGGAUAUGACUGACGUCAAACGUAAAACUGAUUAAUACAUGUUAUAAAAUGAAUUUUGUUCAUUCAAGAUGCGGGCUGAACAGC